UCGGGGGUCGAUUAUUGUCAACGCCAAAACCCAAAUCAGCAACUUUCACUGCAAACGGCUUCCUUCCCUAUCCUCUAUUUCUCUUCCCAGUUACUAGCAACUACUCUUGCUUAAUCGGAGUACCAUUAGCAACUUGCCUUCCCCACGUUUUUUUCCCUUCAUUUUAUCCGUUAUUUCUGAAUUACUCCUACUUCUAGUUCCUGGGAAUUUUCUUUCUGAUUUGUUGAUGAAAAGAACAAUACAUAAUCAAAGGAGUAACACCCAAAAUCUUGACAAGAAUUGAAAUUUAAAGCACCCCAAAAAAUAAUAAUGUGGGUUGCAGCAACCCCAUUAAAUUAUUCGCAUACUUUUUUAAUCAAACGCUUCAAUUAUUCCUCAUUUCAAGUUCGAUGUUCUGAUACUCCUCGUGGAUUUGGCUCUCAAGACGAUACUAAUACGAAAAAAUGGAGCUCAAAACAGCAAAAGGGAAAGGACAUUAUUCCACAAGAAAGCAAGUCAGCGAGUAAGAAAUCUAGCUCUAUGCCUAAUCAAGCGCCUGGAGUGAGUUCGAGGCCUGACAAAAAGUAUAAGCAGACUUCUGCGGAUCUGCUGUUUGAGGAAAAGCUUCUAGCUGUCAAAAGGUCAGCUCGUGAAAAGAAGAAACCAGAGACGAAGUUAGAGUUCCGGGCAAUUGACUAUGAUGCACCAAUUGAGCCAAAGCAGAACACGAUUGGGCUUGGGACUAAGAUUGGAGUUGGAAUUGCUGUUGUGGUCUUUGGCCUUGUUUUUGCCUUGGGAGAUUUUCUACCAUCUGGAAGCAUAACUUCCACUGAAGACAGUGGAGCAGUCAGUAAAAAGUUGUCCAAAGAAGAGACAGCAGUUCUUCAGGCCAGACUUCAGCAAUAUGAGGCAACCCUGAGCUCCUCACCUAAAGAUCCAGUUGCUCUUGAAGGUGCUGCAGUGACAUUAACAGAACUCGGAGAUUAUGUUCGGGCUGUUACUUAUCUUGAGGACUUGACAAAGGAGAAACCAAGUGACCCAGAUGUCUUUCGCCUGCUGGGGGAGAUAAAGUACGAGCUCCAAGAUUAUGAAGGAAGUGCUGCAGCAUACAAAAGUUCAGCAAAGGUC
Molecule: messenger RNA, 1107 nt
Organism: Beta vulgaris subsp. vulgaris (sugar beet)
Lineage: Eukaryota; Viridiplantae; Streptophyta; Magnoliopsida; Caryophyllales; Amaranthaceae
Exons: 10
Molecular function (GO): protein binding
Source: RefSeq, a predicted model, not a curated record